AUGAAUAUCAAACAUCCAAUAGAAUUAAUCAAGAAAAAAGUCAAUUCAGAUGGCAUCACUUAUAAAUUUAGAUGGAGUAAUAAUUCUGUUUCUAUUGAACCAAUGACUCAAUUAACUUAAGAAAUGCUUGUUUUAGUAAAUGAUUAUGAAUUAAGAAAUUUGGGAUUUGAUCCUCAAGAGCCAAAACCAUAAAAACAUAUUAAAUAAGAUUCUUAAUGUGUAAGAUAACCUGAAGAAUAAAAGAGAGAAAGGAAAUAGAGUGAAAAAAGAGAUAAAUCAUUAGAUAAAGUAUCUGAAAAACAAAAAUAAACAAAAGACACUGAUAGUAUUUAAACUAAUAGUAAUUCUGGAAAUAUUGCUCAUAAACCAAGAAAAAGCAAGCCUUGUUAAGUUAAAUCAGUUAAACAUGAUUGUGGAAGAAUAGAAUUUUUUGUUUGUUUUGAUGAUUCUACAGAUUCAAAAUGGGUAUCUUUAGAGGAAAUGAAAGAGAAGGCUCCUUUGGCAGUUUGUGAAUUUUUAUUAGGAAAAGUUAAGUAUGGAGGAGGAGGAGCUAACAAUAAAAAAUGA
This is a messenger RNA of Paramecium pentaurelia, 567 nucleotides long. Lineage: Eukaryota; Ciliophora; Oligohymenophorea; Peniculida; Parameciidae. The record is from the annotation of a GenBank genome assembly.